AUGACAUCAAACAAAGCCGCAUGGCUCCAUGAGGCCGGCACUCCCCUCCAGGUGGGUGAUGCGCCCAUGCCGAUUCCAGGACCAAAUGAGAUCGUUAUUCAGAACGCCGCUAUUGCCAUUAAUCCUCUAGACACCCAUAUGCAGGACGCUGGGGUUUUUGUUCAACAAUGGCCUGCCAUCUUUGGUUGCGAUGUGGCUGGAACAGUGCACCAAGUCGGCUCUGAAGUACAGCGCUUCAAGAAGGGGGAUCGCGUUAUUGGGCAUGCAAUCAGCCUAGUAACUGGCAAGCCUCAGGACGGAGCAUUCGCUCUGUACACAACUGUGCCAGCAGACAAAGCUGCUAUUCUUCCCGACGCCAUCCCUUUUACCGAAGGAGUAGUGGCAGCCUUUGCUAUUGAAGCUGCCGUCUGCGCGCUCUCAGUCAAGCAGCCCGGUACAGCAAUGCCAGGUGUAUCCACCCCUGCUCUCGGCCUGCCAUAUCCAUCACUGGAACCCGCGACCUCAAAUAAGACCCUUAUCGUAUACGGUGGUUCUUCCUCUGUCGGUUCGAUGACAACCCAAUUAGCAACCGCAGCGGGAAUCAAAGUGAUUUCAAUCGCCAGCGAGCGCAACUUUGAUCUCUGCAAGAGUUGCGGAGCGGCUGGAGUAUUCGACUACCAUGAGCCUUCAUUCGUCGAAAAAGUAAUUGCAGCAGCUUCGGAAUCCGGAAGAGAAUUCGUUGGUAUCUUUGAUGCUAUCUCUACGCCAGAAACGUAUACAAACGACCUAUUCAUCCUCGAGAGAUUGGGUGGCGUCCAUCUGGCUUGUGUCCAUCCUCCACCAGGAGAUGUCCCAGACAACAUCAAAGCGGGUAUGAUCUUUGCUGUGGACGAUGUUGCUACCCCGGUCUGGAGAGAUUAUGUGACUUCGGCAUUGCAGGCAGGAAAGCUCAAAUGUCUUCCACCUCCAACCGUUGUCGGAAAGGGUUUAGAGUGCAUUGAUGAAGCGCUCAAGAAGUGCAAGACGGGUGUCAGUGCGACGAAGCUAGUGGUGGAACUUUAA
Molecule: messenger RNA, 1041 nt
Organism: Talaromyces marneffei
Lineage: Eukaryota; Fungi; Ascomycota; Eurotiomycetes; Eurotiales; Trichocomaceae
Exons: 2
Coding region: 1-1041 (346 amino acids)
Molecular function (GO): oxidoreductase activity, acting on NAD(P)H
Source: RefSeq, a predicted model, not a curated record